Achroia grisella is the source of this 1302-nucleotide messenger RNA. RefSeq lists its product as uncharacterized. Bases 1 to 1302 code for a protein of 433 amino acids. Gene Ontology annotation, molecular function: transmembrane transporter activity. Gene Ontology annotation, biological process: transmembrane transport. The transcript is spliced from 4 exons. Lineage: Eukaryota; Metazoa; Arthropoda; Insecta; Lepidoptera; Pyralidae. The record is from RefSeq and is a predicted model, not a curated record. Gene Ontology annotation, cellular component: membrane.
AUGACAGUUCACCGCGACUCCAACGUCGCCGACUCUAAUUAUCAUUGCGAGUUCCCUGUAGAACUUCCUGAUUUCCCAUUAUUUCCUGGUGAAAACGCGCAAGGACAACCGAGCAACUUAUUUGAGCCUAGUUUAUGCCUGGUGUCGACUGGUGUUUCACUCAGUACGAUGGAGCUGAGUCUUGUGCUGGGAUAUACGGCAAUACUAGUACCUCAAUUACGAAAUGAUCCAAAUAUAGGAAUGGACAAAAACAUGGAAUCUUGGAUCGCAUCAAUUCCUGGAUUAGUAGUAAUGUUAACUGUAUUCAUGGCUCCAACUAUAACAGACCGAUACGGCAGAAGAAAGGCCAUCUUAAUUAGUGCUAUUAUUAUGAGUUUUGGUUGGCUCUUUUUAACCAUAGCCACCAAUCUACGUAUGAUAAUUAUCGGCAGAAUAUUACAAGGCUUAGCAUCUGGGAUAUCAAGUUUAUCUGGGACUAUUCUAGUAGCUGAAUAUACAUCUCCGAAAUACAGGGGAGCGUUUGUACCUUUAACGACUAUAACCAUGUUAUCUGGCGGUUUGGUAGUUCACACAUUAGGAUCAUAUUUUUCAUGGCAUAAGACUGCUAUAUUUUGUUUGGCUAUUGCAGUUUUAGAUGGUGUCAUUGUAUUUUUCUCACCCGAAAGUCCAGCAUUCUUGGCAAGACGAGGAAGAUUUGACGAAUGCAAAAAAGUAUUCCAUUGGCUUCGAGAUUUGGAUGAGGACGAAGAAUUAAAUGCUAUGAUCAAGGUUCAAGUGUUACGUAGAGCUGCAAAGAUUAAACCAGAAGAUCGCUCACUACUUAAUAAAUAUACUAACAAAAUAAGAUCAGCACUGAAUACUGUCAAAAAAGUUGAAUUCUAUAAACCUUUAAUACUGAUGAUACAUCUUGAAAUUAUUGGUGCAAUGCCUCUUUCAAAUAUAAUAGCUGGUGAGAUAUUUCCUUUACAAUAUAAAGCGAUAUGUGCAUUAAUAAUAGCAUUAAUAUCAAUUGGCAAUAUUACGAUAAUAUUGAACACGUUCUCGAAGCUUCUCUCCAGCAUAGGUUUGAGUGGCAUUUUUCUAUUAUACAGCGCUGUAAUAGUGUAUGCUUUUGUAAUCGCGUUGAUUCUUUUACCAGAAACGAAGGAUAAAACUCUUCAGAAUAUAGAAGAGAGAUGCUGGAAGAAAUCUAAACCUGAAAUACAUGUAAAGACUCUUUUAGAUAAUCGGUUAUUAGACGUAGAUUCUAAUAAAUUAAUUGUAAGUUCUGAUCACCAUAAUGACAAAGGGAAUGUAGUUUAA